AUGCCUGGAACAGUCACCCGACUCCAGACACUCAUUGGUGGAUAUAGACCAAAUGGGACAUGGACUUGGAGCGAUGGAACUCCAUUUGACUACAAGAACUUUGCCAAGACUGAUGAUGCAAAACAAUGUCUUCAAUUGUGGUCAACUAAUUCGACAGCCAUCCACCCAAUCAACGAAUAUAAACAAUGGGAUGAUAUUCCAUGCACUGCCAAAUUCGUAAACGCUGUGUGCAAAAUCUCUCUUGGUGGAAAUCAAGGACAAGCAUCAACCCCAGCUCCUGUUCAACCAUCAGCCCCUCCAGCUCCAACUUGCCCACCUACCUGGUACUACGCACAAAAUCUUGGAAAUUGUUACAAGAUGCAGCAAAUGAUUCUGGUUGUGGCUUUUCUCGCAAGCAUCGCCGCUUCCGAUAGCGGAUGGGGUACCAUGACGGCCGCACAAAUCGAUCAAUUCAAACAGUCACUUGGAGAAACAGAUGUUAACAAAUUUGACGCUGCACUUGCGCGGGCUCGUGCUGCGGCUGCCGCUGAAGAAAUCCCUGAGAGCCGACCUGGUGUUGAUGAGCCAAUCAUUGUUCCAAAGACAAAAUCCAAUCUUGCAGAAGACACAAUUUCUCAAAUCAACACAAAGACCGGAGUGGCCCCACAUCUCUACCACGGAGAUAUGAUUCUGACAAAUAAGCAAAUCGAUGUUGUUAUGCCUGCCAGUGGAGCUGCCAGUCGCAAAAAGCGUCAGGCUCAGUGGCCGGCCGAGCUUUGGGCUGGCCGAACUGUCUACUACACGUUUGCCACUGGUGCCGCUGCUCUGAGUGCCAGAGCCAAACAGGUCGCUUUGUUGGGCAUUGAUCAAUGGAGAAAAGCGACGUGCAUCAGCUUUGUUCAGUCAGCCACCGCAAAAAACCGCAUUCGUUUCUUCAAAGGCGACGGCUGUUACUCGAACGUGGGAAUGACUGGCGGAGUGCAGGAUCUCUCGCUCGGCGAUGGAUGUGAAACGAUUGGCCACGCUGCGCACGAGCUCGGCCAUGCGCUCGGCUUCUGGCACACACAAUCACGAUGGGACCGAGACACGUUCCUCAAUGUGAUUCUAGCAAGAAUCCCCGCCCAAUGGAGAGACCAAUUCUCAAAGGAAACCUCUGCGACCAAUCACAAUUACGGAGUGACUUACGAUUAUGGAAGCAUCAUGCACUAUGAUGGAAGAGAGCUCUCUUCAACCAAUCAAUACUAUGCACUCACUAAGCUUGCACCAACAUACCAAGACAACAUUGGCUCCUAUAUUCUCUCUUUCAACGAAAUCGUGAUGAUGAACGCUCACUAUGGAUGCCCAACAAAAUGCACGAGCGGGGCUACUUGUUUGAAUGGUGGGAUCAGAAAUCCACGAGCUUGCAACCAGUGUCUCUGCCCUUCCGGCUGGGCUGGAACCCAGUGUGCGGCUAGGCCAGCCGGUUGUGGAGCCGCGUUGACGGCCACGGCGGCCGCUCAGACGACAACGAUUGCUGCUGGAAGUGCCAGCAUGGGCCAAACGAAUGCUUUCGCUAUGUGCAACUAUUUGAUUAGAGCGCCGGCUGGGAAAAAAGUGCAGAUAGUCUUGACGACGCUGACCAACAACGAGUGUGUGGAUGGGUGUUACCAUGGCGGAAUCGAGAUCAAGGCCAUGUCCGAUCACAGAUACACCGGAAUUCGG
Mesorhabditis belari is the source of this 1680-nucleotide messenger RNA. NCBI's taxonomy places the organism in Eukaryota, Metazoa, Nematoda, Chromadorea, Rhabditida, Rhabditidae. The record is from the annotation of a GenBank genome assembly.